This is a messenger RNA of Osmerus eperlanus (European smelt), 1626 nucleotides long. RefSeq names its product myosin heavy chain, fast skeletal muscle-like. Gene Ontology annotation, cellular component: vesicle; actin cytoskeleton; myosin complex. Bases 1 to 366 code for a protein of 121 amino acids. NCBI's taxonomy places the organism in Eukaryota, Metazoa, Chordata, Actinopteri, Osmeriformes, Osmeridae. The transcript has 4 exons. The record is from RefSeq and is a predicted model, not a curated record. Gene Ontology annotation, molecular function: actin filament binding; ATP binding; microfilament motor activity. Gene Ontology annotation, biological process: actin filament organization; vesicle transport along actin filament.
AUGGUUGCCGCCAUUGUGUGUUACCUCUGGAGGGUAUUUGGAGGAGGGAUCUGCAGGAAGGGUUUCCCCAGCAGAAUCCUCUAUGCUGAUUUUAAGCAGAGAUACAAAGUAUUGAAUGCCGGUGUAAUCCCCGAAGGCCAGUUCAUUGACAACAAGAAGGCUUCUGAGAAGCUGCUUGGGUUAAUUGAUGUAAACCAUGAGGAGUACAAGUUUGGACACACCAAGGUGUUCUUCAAAGUUGGUCUGCUUGGUGUCCUUGAGGAGAUGAGAGAUGAGAAGCUUGCUAAUCUGGUAACCAUGAUGCAGGCUCUUGCCCGUGGAUACCUAAUGAGAAGGCAGUUUACCAAGAUAAUGGAUGGAAGGUGAAACUGAGAAGAUACAAGGAAAAAUAAGUAUUCAGGUUUUUGCAUUCAAUCCAUGUUUUUAGGGAGUGAUUCAAUUCUGUUUAACUAUGAAGCAAUUGUUAGAAUAAUGAUGUGAACUUGUAAUUUUGGAAUAAUGGAUAUCUUGGACUUGAUGGAAUGAUGAUAGAUUUUACGUGUAGGAAUGGGUUAGGGUAAUGAUUUAUUUACAUUGCAUCAUUUUGUAUCGAGCUAACCAAUUACUGUCUUUAUCUCUCUUUAUCAGAGUGUCUAUCUACAACAUCUAGUACAAUGUCCUCUCAUUCAUGAAUGUGAAACAGAAUGUAACCAGACUUCAGGACCUGGUGGAUAAGCCGCAGCUUAAAGUGAAGGCUUACAAGAGACAGGCUGAGUCAUACAUUAAUUAAUAUUAAUGUAAUAUUAAAGAAUUAGACUUGAUUACAAAGAAAAAUGGCAAUUAACCAAAUCAUCCUUUUAAAAAUGUGAUGGCCAUUCUGCUAAUCUUCAAACCUGUUCUCAAUGUCACCCAUAGGAGCAUUACAACUCCAACAUGUCCAAGUUCAGGAAGGUUCAGCAUGAGCUGGAGGAGGCUGAGGAACGUGCCGACAUCGCUGAGUCUCAGGUCAACAAGCUCAGAACCAAGACUCAUGACUCUGGAAAGGUGAACCCCUGCUGACAGCAAUGUUAAGAAUACAAUUUGAUUAUUUAGAACAUGCUUUUAUCCAAAGUGACGAAGUUUGUACAAAUUCUUAGUGCAAAUGUUACUCUUGAUAUAUGGCCUACGGUUAGGGUUGCCAUUUUCAAUGCUGAAAAAUAAGGGACGCCUGCCGCAGCGGGGGCCACACCCCUCGGUGCCACGACCACCACAGGCCCGAUGACGUGCCAGUGGUGGUAAAUCACAACUUAAAACUGUUUUCAUAAAAAUAUUAAGAUUGAUACAUGGACAUUAUAAAAAUAUAUAUGCUAUUGAAAUCAGUGUGUUGUUCUGCCUCUUGUUCUGCUAUUGUAUAGAUUGAAUAACUUGGCUUUCCAGAUUAAAUGUCUGUUCUUGGUCUUGGAUUUUGUGAAAUACCUUUCUGAAUAAAUGCGAUUUAUAGUCCAGUGCGAUUUAUAUAUGUUAUUUUCCUCUUCAUGACGCAUUUUUUGACCGAUGCGAUUUAUACUCCGGAGCGAUUUAUGGUCCGAAAAAUAGGGUAGGUUAAAGAAGCUGAAUAGACAUGACAACAACCGGACCCAAGGCAGUGCUAUGUUUCAUAACAUAUGA